Messenger RNA from Hippocampus comes (tiger tail seahorse), 1471 nucleotides. RefSeq names its product ubiquitin carboxyl-terminal hydrolase MINDY-1-like. Gene Ontology annotation, biological process: protein K48-linked deubiquitination. The transcript is spliced from 9 exons. The coding region runs from base 123 to 1106 and encodes 327 amino acids. NCBI's taxonomy places the organism in Eukaryota, Metazoa, Chordata, Actinopteri, Syngnathiformes, Syngnathidae. The record is from RefSeq and is a predicted model, not a curated record. Gene Ontology annotation, cellular component: cytosol; cell periphery. Gene Ontology annotation, molecular function: K48-linked deubiquitinase activity; cysteine-type carboxypeptidase activity; cysteine-type deubiquitinase activity.
CCGCCGAAGCUGCGGCAGGCACAUCGGCGGCUUACUACCUGGUCAAGUGGAUCACCUGGAAAAAGAAGAAGACCCCCAUUAUCACUCAAAGUGACAACGGACCCUGCCCCCUGCUGGCCAUCAUGAACAUACUCUUCCUUCGCUGGAAGGCAAAGCUCCCCGCUCAGACUGAAGUUGUCACCACAGAGGACCUGAUGGCUCACCUGGGUGAGUGUGUGCUGUCAGUUACACCCAGGCAAAAGACGGACGGGAUGGAGCUCAAUUUUCAACAGAACAUGAGCGACGCCAUGGCGGUGCUGCCCAAACUGUCGACGGGGCUCGACGUGAACGUUCGCUUCUCGGCCGUCACCGACUUUGAGUACACGCCCGAGUGCAUCGUCUUUGACUUGCUGGACAUCCCGCUCUACCACGGAUGGCUGGUGGACCCCCAGAGUCCCGAGAUGGUGGCCGCUGUCGGCAAGCUGAGUUACAACCAACUGGUGGAGAAGAUCAUCGACUACAAACACUCGGCCGACAGCACACAAGUCGCCGAAGGUCUGGUGGCCGAGCACUUCCUGGAGACGACGGCCACUCAGCUGUCCUAUCACGGCCUGUGCGAGCUCAACGCCGCUGCCAAAGAGGGGGAAAUGUGCGUCUUCUUCAGGAACAACCACUUCAGUACCAUGAUCAAACACAAGGGGCACUUGUACUUGCUGGUGACGGACCAGGGCUUCCUCCGCGAGGAGGGCCUGGUGUGGGAGUCUCUGCACAACGUGGAAGGAGAUGGGAACUUUUGCGACUCUGACUUCCGCCUGUGUCACCCUCCUCCGAGGGAUCUGGCUGCGGUGGCGCCCCCCGGUGGCUCCCCGCCGCCCUGCGACCAACAGCAGCAGCGCCAGAUCGACCAGGAUUAUCUGGUGGCGGUGUCACUGCAGCAGGAGAGCGGCGGGGCAGCCUCAGGAACCAUCAGCGAUCUAGAGCUGGCCCGGCAGCUUCAACAGGAAGAGUACCAACAACAACAACAACAACAAGCCCCACCACAGGCGGCCGUGCAGCUCAGAGGUCAGGGGUCACAGGCAGGAGGGGCCAGAAGAAGAGAAAGAGACUCAGACUGCGUCCUGCUUUAACUCGUCCCCCGAUGUAGCACACGCGCGCACACAAAAUGCCAAACCUCAGUGCUUUGUGACUGUUUUGCUUUUGUCGAAAGUUUGUCAAAGUUCACCUGUCAAAACAACCUACCCCUACUAGCUUGUGGGCUAAAAAAAAAAAAAUGGCGUUGCUUCGCUUAACCAAGUGCACUCGCUUUCCUAUGUUGAAUGCUCAACUUUAUUUUGGGGUCGUCCAGAUUUACGAUCAAUGCGAGUUUGUUAUUUUAUUAUUUCCACAGUCAAGAAACAGUUACUGUUUGUUUUCAUUUGAUUUGCUGACUUCUAGCCAUAUGUAAAUCAUAUUGGGAUACGUUCAUUCAAAUAAUAAAAAAUACAUUAAGACA